Cooperia oncophora is the source of this 159-nucleotide messenger RNA. Lineage: Eukaryota; Metazoa; Nematoda; Chromadorea; Rhabditida; Trichostrongylidae. The record is from the annotation of a GenBank genome assembly.
AUGCACGUGGAAUUGUUUCUCUGUCCUGGCAUCCAUCAACCGUGCAUAGAAUUCGAAAAAGAAAUGAUUACACCGAAGGAAUUCACUGUUCGAGCAAAUAAGGACAAGCAGAAAGACUGGAAAGGCAGCAUAAGGAUAGGAAAAUCGAAUUUGAGGUAA